AUUUCUCAAUAAAAUUAUGGAAAAAAUAUGGUUCUUAAUGAGGGACCAUAUCUUGGGAAAAUGACAAGAACGAGGUGACUGAAAAGGUUUCAGGGCUUUUCGGACUUCUCAAGACUUGCUACAGUAAACACAUACUACACUGAAUUUAUUUUCAAGCUACAACAAGAAGAAAAGUCAAUUUCACUUGAAAACACACAAAAACCUUUCCAAGCAGCACUGGGGAGGCUCGGAAAACCCAGGCAUAGAGCUCAGUAAUAAGCCACACCCACACUCGUCAUUGAUUGGUUGUUGAGGCAAGUAGGCCAACCACAGCGCCCAGGAGGCGAAACAAACGUCACGUCCGGGGGCGGGACGUCAGAGACUGCGGCGCGCGCCUGAGCGGGCGGUCUCCAUGGUAACCAGCAGGGCCCCGCGCGCGGCCCCUCCGUCUCGGCCGCCGUCGCCCCCUCGUCGGCCCCGCCCGCACACAGGCCGUGCGGUGAUUGCCCUGCGCCAGCCUUGACCCGGACCCUUCCGGCGCAGGCCGCACCUGCCGGAGGCCGCGCGCCGCCCUUGCCCUCGCCGCCUCGCUGACCGGGAAGCAGUUCCGGCGGCGCCGCGGUGACUCAUCGACCUGGCCGCGGCCCGUAGCUGUCCCUGGCGGUCGCGGCCGGCGCGAAAGAAGCCGCGAGACCCCAGGUACGCGCGCCCGCAGCCUCGCGCUAGCCGGGCCCCCGCAGGUGCCGCCCUCUUUGUUCUGCGCGGGUGGGCGCGGGGCUCUGAGCCGGCCGUGCGUCCCUCACCCGCUCUUCCGCAGUCGACACUGUAAAAAAGGAAAAAAAAGUCUUCAGCCUUCAGGGCCCGGAACGGCCCGGCCUCACGCUCGCCCUCGGCGCCCCAGGAGGCCGUCCUUAAAGAGCUGCAUCCGGAACCGGAACCAGGCCGCGACCCCGAGGCCUGCUCGGGCCUGGCCGCCCCUCCGCCCUGCACCCCAGCCUGCCCAGACGUCCCUGCCCCGGCCCGCCCGGCCCCAGCACCCCGAGGCCUCCGAUUGAUUCUGGCGCCCCGGCCUCUUUGGGCCCACCCAUCGGCCUCCGCGUGUGGCCCACCGCGGCCGGGAUGGUGCAGCCGCAGACGUCCAAGGCCGAAGGCCCGGCCUCAGCCUCUGCCGCCAACGCCCAGAUGGACGACGUGAUCGACACGCUGACCUCGCUGCGCCUCACCAACUCCGCGCUGCGUCGCGAGGCCUCCACGCUGCGCGCCGAGAAGGCCAACCUCACCAACAUGCUGGAGAGCGUGAUGGCCGAGCUGACCCUGCUGCGCACCCGCGCGCGCAUUCCCGGGGCGCUGCAGAUCACGCCGCCCAUCUCGGCCAUCACCUCCAACGGGAGUCGCCCCAUGACCACGCCGCCCACCUCGCUGCCCGAGCCCUUCUCCGGAGACCCGGGCCAGCUGGCGGGCUUCCUGAUGCAGAUGGACAGGUUCAUGAUCUUCCAGGCGUCCCGCUUCCCAGGUGAGGCGGAGCGGGUGGCCUUCCUUGUGUCCCGCCUGACCGGGGAGGCUGAGAAGUGGGCCAUCCCGCACAUGCAGCCGGACAGCCCCUUGCGGAACGACUAUCAGGGCUUCCUGGCCGAGUUGCGGAGAACCUACAAGUCCCCUCUGCGGCACGCGCGCCGUGCCCAGAUCAGGAAGACUUCUGCCUCCAACAGGGCGGUGCGCGAGCGGCAGAUGCUGUGCCGCCAGCUGGCCGCGGCGGGCACUGGGCCCUGCCCUGUGCAUCCGGCUUCCAAUGGGACCAGUCCAGCUCCGGCUCUGCCCACUCGGGCGCGAAACCUUUAGGCCGCCACCACCCCAGUAGCAUCUGCAGCCAUCCGGGUAGCGUAGGCUCUGUUGUGGAGAAGAAAUGUCCAUGUGACAGCAUCGCCCUUUCGAAGCCGUCCCCUCCAGUGCCUCGUAUUCCAUAGAUCUUCCUCCUGCCCCGCUUGGCUCCCGGUCACCUGCCUUGCUUCCUGUUGUCACGUGCUGGCUCUGUACCUGCAUCUCAGUGCAUGCCCCCCUCCUUGCAACCUCAGCUGCACCAGCAACUUUGCUGCUCUAGGCCCACUGUCCCCACAGCGCACUCUGGACCAUUUGGACUGCACCCUCGACCCCUAGCUCGGACACUCCUGCUGUACCUUUUGUGAGGCCGGGGUAACUCCCUACCUGGUUGCCUUGCUCCUGCCAACAGGUUCUGGGUGGAAAGAACCAGCCUGGCCAGGCUGGUGGCGUGAUACACACACACCUGGAGAAGGAGCUCUGGCUGUCUCCCUCUGCUGGCCACCAGCCCUGCCACCCCUUCCCAGGGCCUAGGAUAGUGGGCAGCGCCUUGUCCCUACCAUCAGUGGCCAAGUACUGCUCCAGCAUCACCAGGGGCAACCUCCACUUUGCACCACCACACAGCCCAGCUGGGUGGACCCGCUUGGCAGGGAGAGGGAGGCAGUCUCCCGAUGCACUGCCAUCCAUGCCCAGCUUCAGCUGCCAGGGUUUUGAUGGUCCCAAGAAAUACGGGGGUUAUGCUUGUGUGCUCUCGAAGGCCCUUGUGGACCAGCGACCCUGGGCAGUUCCAUCAGAUCACCAUGGGCAGUGGACUCAUGCACACCCAUUGCCAAGAACUGUGGCAUGCUGAGGUGUGGACACUAGUGGCUCUUUUGCUGGUGAGGCGCUCACGAGCUGCUAGUAUCAGCCGUGUCUCUUAGUGGCCUGACUGGAGACCCAUUCGUUUUUCAUUCGGGCACUGCAUGGCCCUCAGCUCGUUCCUUAGCCACCCCUACCAUCUCCAGGUCUCCAGAGGUGCCGUUUGGCACACCCUUCCUGUACCUAGGUGGCUGUGUCUUUUUAUCCACGAACGAGUAGGUUUCCUCUUACAGCAAGACGGCUCCUCUGGGAAAUAUCUUCAGCAUGGAAGGCAGAGUUGUGGACAGCUGGGUCCUGGAGUGGGGAUGUCACAGGACUGGCUGUGUGUCCUUCAGAGGGACACAGCUGUACCUUGAAGAGUGUGGCCUUGGCUUCCUUGCAGAGAGACAAGCAUGAAGUCUUGUUCUGAUCCCAGCUUGGCCCAGCCCUUUGGACUGUGACACGCCAGCCAUACUUCAUUGUUGUGUGAACUGUGUGACCUGGGAGGAGACAGGCUUCACCUUCCCCGACUGGUAGUCCUGCCUUGAUUGCAGAAGGGCUCCUUGUGCGCCCACCCAGAGCAGACUGUGUUCUAGGAUCCAGAGCUUCAGUCCUGGGAACCAUCUCCAGGGAGUUUCCAUGCUGCUGGAAAAGUGGCUGUGUUUCUAAGGCAACCGCUGCCAUCCCAGGUCACGGAGACCGAAUGAUUGUUGAAUUUGUGAGCGUGGCCACCUGCGUAACUGUUAGCUCAGUUGCCCUGCCGACCAGCUCCUUGGACAUAGGCUUCGGGUUCUCCUGGACUCUGCCCAGGCCCUUCCAGUUGAACAUGGUGCUCAGUAAUUGAGAGUGGCAGGAAGGGUCCUCAGUGGGGCUGCCAUGUGAGGUGGGCUGGUGCUGGUCACCUCCUCCUGUGCCCUUCUGUCCCUGCGGCUGUGUUGGCAGGCCUCAUGCCAGCUAAUGCAGGUGUUUCCAGAUGAAGGGAGAUAGCAGCACCAGGAGACCUGGAAAGAGUUCCAUGUGGCCUGGCCCACAUAUGUCACCUCCCCGGCCCUGUCUCCCCCAGGUGGGCCGGUGAGUGCUCCUGUCCCCUCUCCAGCCCUGUGGGAGCUGGAACCACAAGGGCAAGGCUGGCUACCCCUCUGUCCACAUCUGCUGCUGGCCCUUUGCCUCCGAUGGUUGUGCCUGCUCAAGGCUGCCGCUGUUCCGGCUGCACCUAGUUUGGUGGCUGCCGUAUGUUUCGUGCCCUGGUACUCCUAUCUGUGGGCCCAGGACGCAUGCCGUCAUGCAGGUGUCGCCUUCUCGAUAGCUCCCGCGACUCGACCUGGAGCAGAUGAGAGAGGGCUGAGAGACUGCCAGAAGUACUGCGGGUCAGUCACGCCUGCAGGAGGGGACACCCAGGCAGGGGAUGAGACUCGAGGCCCACGCAGCCCCGGAGGGAGGCCAUGGUGACAAAGGGACCAAGCAAAAGCCAGCUGGGACGUGUAUAUAUUGGGGUUAGAGUUUCUCCAGCUUGCGGAGAACAGGUAGUGAAAGGCGGUGGAGUUAGUGCAUGUGAAGAGUUUCUGUUGCUCUUGGUGUCGUCAUUGUUGGGACGGUGUUGUGCCCGCUGUCUGGUCCGCAUGGUCCCUGUCUGGUGAGUAAGCUUUGUGGCAUGCCAGGACACACGUGGCAGUGGCAUUUGGUAGGGGUGACUUCCUGGCCUAGGGUGCAGUGUGACCUGGAGACGGAUUCUUAUCCUGAAGCCUUUUGGUGACUUCUGUGAACCAGCAGGACCUAUGUCAUUGACCCCAGCUGAGUAGAUGACAGGUAUGAAAUAUAUCUUGGGGUGGCGAGGCAGGACCAUCCUGACCCACCUGUGCCUACUGUCAUGGAGCAGAGAGCCACCCUCACCACCAGGCGAGCUCACCAGAUGUUCCCUCCCUCGAGACAGUACCCGGAUAUAGACCUGGGGGCUGGGCACACCCUGGGGUAAAGGCAGAGGCUUGUGGAGGUCCUCGUCUUGCAGUGUGAGCAGUUGGACCUGGUCCCUGCUCAGGACAAGUCAUUGAGGGGCUUUGAGAAGGCCAGGAAUGGUUGCGUCCGUGGGCAGGGCUGCCCGGGAUUGGGGCUGGUGGGACAGUGUCUCUUGGUCACAGAGUGGCAAGGACCUCGAGUCUCAAUGGCAUCGUUUCUUGGGGACUUCACAUUAGGUUUGAUGGUGAGGGGCCCAGGAUAGAGGCAGGAAAGUGAGCGCACACGUUCGCACUAAGUCCCCAGCAGGUCUCUGCACUCCCUGCGUGAAGCUGGGUGUUCCAGGGACUGGGGGAAUCGAGCAGCGGCAAGGGCCGAGUAGGCGAACGCUGUAGCCUCUCCUUCCAGGCCCCGGCCCACGGUUUCUUGGCAUUUUCUGUGGUUAGGACACUGAUGCCGUCUGUAACGAUGCUGCCCUUACUGGCAGUGUCGCAGCUGCCACUGUCGGGACAACUCGUCCGCGCUGGCUGCCAGCUAGCUCUUCACCAGGCGAGGGACAGCGGCGCCAGGUACUGAUGAGUGCUGUUGCUCCGUCCUCACUGUCCCAAGGGACGAGUUCCCAGUGCAUCAGGUCUUCUCCCCAUGUCGUCAUGCCUUGAGAUAGAUUCCCUGGGGGUCAUUAAAGAUAUGAAGACAGUCCAGGGUUUAUUCUCUAGUGACAAAAGGCUUCCUAAAAUGCCCAUUUACGUGCCCACCAGCAAGGGGAAGCGUGCCCAGCUGGCCAGGGUUGGGCUCAGCAUGGCCAGGUGUUCGCUGGUUGGUAACAGCAGACGCGUUGUGUCUCAGCUCACAGUCCCUGGAUUUCUAGCUCUGUUGAGCAUCUUUUCGCAUUUGGUGGUUGUAUUUCCUCUCUUGUGGAUUGUCAGUGUCCUUCGCUCUACCUAUGAGGUCUGAGAAUUUGUAUAAGCUCAUUAUAUAUUAAAGAUACUAACCUGGUGUGUGUCAUGUUUG
Octodon degus (degu) is the source of this 5592-nucleotide messenger RNA. RefSeq names its product retrotransposon Gag like 6 (gene Rtl6). The coding region runs from base 1099 to 1818 and encodes 239 amino acids. Lineage: Eukaryota; Metazoa; Chordata; Mammalia; Rodentia; Octodontidae. The transcript has a single exon. The record is from RefSeq and is a predicted model, not a curated record.